AUGGCAGCAGUGGCCAACGGCGCUGCGUCCACAGACGCUGCUGCAGCUGCAGCAGUUCCAGCUGAGGCUCAAGACCCAGGCUCCUACCCGCUCGCGGCGCAGAUCCCGCUAAAGUCGUUCCAACUGCCGGCGUUCCCUCCCCAAGCCUCGCGGUUAAGGGAACUCACACUCACGGCGGACAUCAAGCUCGACGAAUACCAAUCCAUGGUGCAGACACCGCCAGACGCCAUCAUCACGCAGCCACCGCUAGACGAGCUCCCGCAAUCCAUCACGCACCUCACCUUUGAGCUCUUCGGCCUCGGGUUCCCCGGCACACCGCCCUUCCUGACGCGCCUCGCGCGCUCCCUGCCCAACAUCCGCAGCGUCACGUUCUUCAGCUGCCUGAUCGACGGCCUGGACGAGCACUCGCGGCGCGACGCCGAGAAGUUCUUCUCCCUCGUGGCCCCGAACCUGAAGGAGUUGCACGUCAUCGACUCGUUCGCGCGACCUGGCUUUUUCACGGCCGUGGGGGCGGAGCUCGAGAAGCACGCCUCCCUUGAACCCACUCAGGGGUUUAAGCUGGUCGACGUGUCGUACACGUUCCGCGGGCACGAGGACUCGGACUUCCUGGCCCGCGUGCAGGGCGAGGAUUUGUCGAGCCUGGUCGUCAAGGGCAUGGUCGGCGCGUCGUUUGACUUUGUCCCCCAGCGGCGGGACGAGCUGCAGGAGGCCGAGGCCGACGAGGAGGGCAAGGACAAACCCCUGGGGAAAUUGAACGAGGGUGUCCUCCCCUUUGCGUGCGACGGGCGGGCGCCCUCCGCCGCGAGGAAACGCUUCGAAACCCUCAGUCACGGGGGCGAGCUCAAGGACCUGAAAAUCCUCAACUUGGCCAUGUGGUCGUUGAGGCCCGCCGAGGUCGGGCACGUCGUGUAUGCUUGUGCCGGGGGCGCGCGCCCGGGUCUCGCCGACUUGACCGUGAGCGUGCUGCUCGAGGAUGGGUGGGUCGAGAAACUCGCUAGCGGGUUGGACCAGGGUGGCGUGGCGGCCGAGUUGGAGAGCCUGGAACUCGUGGGCGUGCCGGAUCGGGCCGAGGAGGAGGGCGACGAUUGGAAGGCUGGGCUGAAGGUCGUGACGAAGGAGGAUGUCGAGAAGAUCGCGAGGGGCGCGCCCAAGCUGGCCAAGGCCGGUAUGAGUAUUUUGAAGGUCAAGACCGCGCCGAAUGUCUUGUUCUAUAAAACUGAGGGGGAGGGUUGGAAGGAGAGGUGA
Messenger RNA from Cladophialophora yegresii CBS 114405, 1245 nucleotides. RefSeq lists its product as uncharacterized. The transcript has a single exon. The record is from RefSeq and is a predicted model, not a curated record. The coding region runs from base 1 to 1245 and encodes 414 amino acids. NCBI's taxonomy places the organism in Eukaryota, Fungi, Ascomycota, Eurotiomycetes, Chaetothyriales, Herpotrichiellaceae.